AUGCCAGAUGCCAUCGGAAAUCCCACUUUCGGUGAUCACUCGGAAGCCCAAAGCAUUGGACCCGAAGCCGAACAAACAACGCACACCACACGGCUUGGAGGUGCCAAUAUUGCGUCCUACAUUGCCGGCGCGCCUUCGGCAGAAUUCGAGCGCCCGCUACUAGAUUUUGCCUGUGGAGCGGCAACAAAGCCAUCAUCAACGUCCGGAACAGAGUCUACGGGCAGCGUAGCCGUACAGGUCGGUGAUUUCGAAAUCACGCCAGAAGGCGAGACGGAGGAAGAACGGGUUUGGAGACAGUGGCUGGGGUAA
Messenger RNA from Trichoderma breve, 309 nucleotides. RefSeq lists its product as uncharacterized. Bases 1 to 309 code for a protein of 102 amino acids. Lineage: Eukaryota; Fungi; Ascomycota; Sordariomycetes; Hypocreales; Hypocreaceae. The transcript is spliced from 2 exons. The record is from RefSeq and is a predicted model, not a curated record.